Oryzias latipes (Japanese medaka) is the source of this 1172-nucleotide messenger RNA. RefSeq names its product proteasome 20S subunit alpha 6, like (gene psma6l). Gene Ontology annotation, biological process: ubiquitin-dependent protein catabolic process. Gene Ontology annotation, cellular component: proteasome core complex; proteasome core complex, alpha-subunit complex. The record is from RefSeq and is a predicted model, not a curated record. Lineage: Eukaryota; Metazoa; Chordata; Actinopteri; Beloniformes; Adrianichthyidae.
UUAGCUUCACUUCCUGGUUGCUGCAUUCAAGUUCCUUUGGAAAAGAAAACCUUCCAACGGUGAACCGAAAGAGAAAGUAGAAGUUUGGAGAAGCGCGUUGCUGGUCCGCAGAUGUUCUUGUGAAGUCGCUCCGUUCGUCGCUGUUGCUUCUGCAGAGUUCACCUGAGGACAGCAGGAUGUCCCGCGGGUCCAAUGCCGGCUUUGACCGACACAUCACCAUCUUCUCCCCGGAGGGCCGCCUCUACCAAGUCGAGUACGCCUUUAAAGCCAUCUCUCAGAGCGGUUUGACGUCUGUCGGCAUUAGGGGGACGGACUGCACCGUCGUGGUCACGCAGAAGAAAGUGCCGGACAAGCUGCUGGACUCCUCCACUGUGACCAACAUGUUCAAACUCACCCCCCACAUCGGCUGCGUGAUGACGGGCCAUAACGCGGACAGCCGCUCUCAGGUCCACCGAGCGCGGGUGGAAGCUGGGGAAUGGAAGUACAAGUUUGGCUACGACAUCACUGCGGAUGUGCUGUGUCGCAGGCUGGCCGACAUCUCGCAGGUCUACACGCAGAACGCAGAGAUGAGACCUUUAGGCUGCUGUAUGAUCCUGGUGGCAAUUGACCCCCAGCUCGGCCCUGUCCUGUAUAAAUGCGACCCGGCUGGCUACUACUGCGGCUUCAGAGCCACGGCGGUUGGUGCCAAACAGACGGAGGCCAACAGCUUCUUGGAGAAAAAACUGAAGAAGAAGCCCGUGUUAGACCUGGAUAAGACAGUGCAGUUGGCCAUCUCCUGCCUGUCGUCUGUACUCUCUAUGGACUUCAAAGCCCAUGAGCUGGAGAUCGGCAUCGUGACCAAAGACAAACCUAAAUUCAGGACUCUGACAGAUGCAGAGAUUGAAGCUCACCUUGUCGCCAUAGCAGAGAGGGAGUAGAAGCGCCGCCAGGUGGCAACCCGAAUGUCACACCAGCAUUUCAGCGUUUGCCAAAUUCGUUUAACAGCUGGACCAUAAGAGCAGCCCGCCCUUUAGAAGGAUUAUUUUUGGAUGAAAGCGUUUAUAAUGCAGGCUCAGUGUGAUUUUAGAAUUCUGAAGAAAAGACCUUCAUGUUCAACCCAUCAUGUUCUGCAACCAACGUGUUUAUGAAUAAACAUGUCCUCAGGUUUUCACAAUAAAACAGAUAUAUCUGUU